GAGAGAGUGAAAACCUCGAGGAUUAUAAUAUUGUUGUUAAGGAGGAGUAUAAAGAGGAGGAUGAGGAGUAUGGAGUACUGAAGGAGAUUUCUGAAGGACACAAGGACAUUAUGAUGGAGCCAACAAAUAAGAAAAACCCACCAGAGAGAUGUCCCCGUCCUCUGUAUUCCCGGGAUUCCACACAGGAAGGUCACACCAUCCCCCAACAUGAUCAGGGUGAAGAUCUGAUUAAAAUCAAAGUUGAGAGCGAAGCAGAGGAGACGGAUGUGGAGGAGGCUGAAAUGGGAACGUUCGAAGAGGACACUCCUUCAGAGAUCAGCACAGGUUGUAAAAUGGAAGACGAGGACAUCACAGGAGAUUGUGGAGGAGAAAAGACAAUGAGCUCCACUAUGGAUGGAGGACUUCACAGUGUGGAUAGACCAUGGAAUCCCUCUGACUCUGAGCAACCUCCUACUGUGAGGGGCGGGGCCGGGAUUCCGAGGGAGAAGACAUUUUCCUGUCCUGAAUGGGGGGGAAGUUUUAGCUCGGAAUUAAAUCUAAAUCGGCCUCAGAGUUCUGACACGGGGGAGGAGCUUCAUUCCUGUUAUGAGUGCGGGAAAUGUUUCCUUCAGAAAUCAGAACUGGACAUGCAUUAUGGUUUUCACAUGGAGGAGAAUCUGUAUUCCUGUCCUGAGUUAUGGACCUCGGGACAGGAAAACACAAACGCCCCCCCACAAAAGUCCCCUCUUUCCGUACAUCAGAGUUUACACACAGAAGAGAAGCCGUAUUCCUGUUCCGAGUGCGGAAAAAGUUUUUUACGGAAAUCGGACCUUCGCGUGCAUGAAAGAACUCACACGGGGGAGAAACCUUACUCCUGCCCUGAUUGCGGCAAAUGUUUUACGCAGAAAUCCAGUUUUUCCAAACAUCAGGUUUUGCAUACGGGUGAGAAGUCGUAUUCCUGUUCCGAGUGCGGGAAACGUUUCUCACUGAAGGCCCAUCUUUCCAGACAUCAGAAAUCGCACACUGGCGAGAAGCCGUAUCCCUGCUCCGAGUGCGGGAAAUGUUAUCCAUGUAAAUCGGACCUGCUUGUACAUCAGAGGUCUCACACCGGCGAGAAGCCGUAUUCCUGUCCUGUGUGCGGGAAAUGUUUUUCCCAGAGUUCCAGCUUUUCCAAUCAUCAGAUAAUGCACUCGGAUGAGAAGUCGUACUCCUGUCCCGAGUGCGGGAAAUGUUUUUCUCGGAAGGCCCAUCUCUCCAGACAUCAGAGGUCGCACACGGGGGAGAAGCCGUAUGCCUGCCUCGAAUGCGGAAGAUGCUUUUCACAGAAGGUCUGUCUUACCAGACAUCAGAGAUCGCACACGGGGGAGAGGCCGUAUUCCUGCCCGGAGUGCGGAAAAACGUUUUCACUGGAGACCUGCCUUGCCAAACAUCGGAAAACGCACGCGGGCAAGAAGCUGCAGGCCUGACCUGAGUGCGGGAAAUGUUACACACAGAAAUAAAAAUAACAAAUAGGGGAGCGCUGAUCCAAGGAAUGGCAAACAGUCAAUAGAGGAUAAAAUCCGUGUGAAACAUAAACAAAUUAUUGAUAAGAAAGGAUAAAAGAAUUGUACAUUCAGUAAAAUUGGCAAUGCAAACUAUAAGGAAAAUAAUGGGAAGUGCCUGAAGACCACGUGGAUUCACAGUAGUCAUAGCAGACAUAGAGCCAGAGAUGGUAGAUGGUUGGCUGUCCCACCUUAGAAUCCGUCUGGGGGAACGGACAGGCACACCAAGAGACAGGGGUGCCAGGUGGAAUCCUUCUGGAGUGGGGAUGCCGGGAUCGUGGGCAGAUCUCCAGGAGAGGAGGGAGAUUUAGCAAGAGCCCGACGUUCCAGACCACAGGACGCCCAGGGAGAAGAAGGAAGAAGCCGGUACAGUAACCAGAGG
This is a messenger RNA of Rana temporaria (common frog), 1902 nucleotides long. RefSeq names its product zinc finger protein OZF-like. Bases 111 to 1445 code for a protein of 444 amino acids. The record is from RefSeq and is a predicted model, not a curated record. The transcript has 4 exons. NCBI's taxonomy places the organism in Eukaryota, Metazoa, Chordata, Amphibia, Anura, Ranidae.